This is a messenger RNA of Helianthus annuus (common sunflower), 2211 nucleotides long. RefSeq names its product ent-kaurenoic acid oxidase 2. The transcript is spliced from 7 exons. The coding region runs from base 580 to 2034 and encodes 484 amino acids. Gene Ontology annotation, biological process: brassinosteroid biosynthetic process; brassinosteroid homeostasis; multicellular organism development. The record is from RefSeq and is a predicted model, not a curated record. Gene Ontology annotation, molecular function: heme binding; iron ion binding; monooxygenase activity. Lineage: Eukaryota; Viridiplantae; Streptophyta; Magnoliopsida; Asterales; Asteraceae.
GUGAAUAGAUUUGGGUAAUCAAAAGAAUGUUACAUAAUACGAUGUCUAUCCCAAACCUGCAAGGUAUUUUGACACUAGAUGUGUAGGUUUCAAAUUCUGUAGUCGGGUUCGAGUUCAUUUCCCAUGACUUUAUCGCAAAGGUAAAUUUAAUACAACUAAAGUAGACACGGUACAUAACAAUAGUUUUACAAAAGUAUAUUUGUAAUAACUUAAAAUCAAUGUGUAUAUUAAAACAUCCAUACGUACCAACAUGUAUAUCUAAAUAGCAACAAAUAAGUUGAAAAUAUUGUUAGCACCGUCCAAUACUAUUAUAUUAAUGAUGUUGCAACAUCUAUAUGGUUGUCUGCUAGCGUUAACCGAAUAAGUGAUAUUGUAUAGAAUCUUUUUUACUAGUAUACAUAUAGAAUGGUUGUCUGCUAGUGUUAACCGGAUAAGUGACAUAUUGUAUAGAAUCUUUUAUACUAGUAUACAUAUAGAAUGUUUUAUACUAGAUAGUAUACAAAUACUUGGAGUCGCAUUCCACAGUUUCACUAAUUAACCAACCAAAGAGGAAAAAACGCUUGCUUCUAAAUUCUAACGAUGUGGUUGUCUGUGGCGUUAGGAGUGGUACCGCUACUAAUGUGGCUCUUCUGGCAGUGGAAUAACAUAUGGUAUGGACUUGUUACAGCGAGUCUGCGCUCAUCAGAGGGUGGCACCAAUCUGCCUCCCGGGCACAUGGGUUUUCCGGUCAUUGGUGAAUUGUUCACAUUUCUUUGGUACUUCAAAUUCCUUCGUCGCCCUGACGAUUACAUCAAUUCCAAGCGUAGAAAGUUUGGUGAUGGGGUAGGAAUGUACAAGACGCAUCUAUUUGGUAGACCUUCGGUGAUAGUGUAUUCACCAACCGUGAUAAAAUUUGUAUUUCGAGCCGAUGAAAGCUUCAAAUUGGAGUGGCCAAACGUUGAACUUGUAGGUAAGCAUUCAGUAGUUGCGGUCCAUGGGAAAAUACAUGCCAGACUCAGAAAUUUCAUUUCUAAAAGUGUUAACCAACCAGAAGCGCUUCGUAGGAUAGCGGCCACCGUGCAACCAAGAAUGAUCGCGGCCCUUGAAUCCUGGGCCAAACGUCGUACAAUUACCUCGUACAAAGAAAUCAAGAAGGUUACGUUCGAGAAUAUAGGCAUGUUUUUUGCUAGUUUGGAGCCGGGCGCUACUCUAGAUAUGCUAGGCGAAUACUUUGUUGGAUUGAUUAGUGGAGUCAGAUCCUACAAAAUGAAUAUACCAGGAUUUGCUUAUUAUCAUGGCCUUCAGUGUCGCAAAAAAGCCAUUGCGAUUUUCAAUGAAGAGUUGGAGAAAAGGAAGAAGGACUUUAAGAAUGGAAGUAGUGAAUCUAUGAAGGAUUUGAUGGAUGGUUUAAUGAGGUUGAAAGAUGAAGAAGGGGGUCAGUUAAGUGACAUAGAGAUUGUUGACAAUAUUGUUGGCAUUCUAAUUGGUGGCUAUGAAACAACUACUCUUGCCACGAUGUGGGGUGUUUAUUAUCUUGCUAAAUACCCAAAGGUUCUACAAAAGCUUCGGGACGAAAAUAUGCAACUUAAAAGUAGCAAGAAUGAGCAACAUGUUACAAGCGAUGAGAUCUUCAAGAUGAAAUACACCAUGAAAGUUGUGGAUGAAACUAUCAGAAUGGCGAAUAUCUCUCCAGUAAUCUUUCGCACAACAACAAAAGAUGUUACCUAUAAGGGACACACUAUUCCGAAAGGAUGGAAUGUAAUGUUGUGGAUUAGGUAUCUCCACACGGAUCCUGAGAACUUUAACGAUCCACUGUGUUUCAACCCUGAUAGAUGGGAUGUAUCAAUGACGCCCGGAACAUACCAAGUGUUUGGUGGUGGAUCAAGAAUGUGUGUAGGAAAUAUGCUCGCUCGUUUACAAAUUGCUAUCUUUCUCUAUCAUUUGUCCACGGGAUACACGUGGGACUUGGUGAAUCCGGAUGGGAAAGUGAAGUAUCUCUCAAAUCCCAAACCAGAAGAUGGUGCGGAAAUUACCAUUAAGAAACUUGAAUUGUAAUUGAAGAUUUAUAUAACUUUUAGCGAAAGCAAAAAUGUUAGCAAAGUGUUGUUAUAGUUUAUAGAUUUCACAAGAAAUUCCGAUGUGUUAAUUAAAAUGUGACGUCAUCCUUGUAAAUCAAAUUAUCUGUUUGGUUGUUUUUGUAUAAAUAUAAAAAAAGGUAUCAUUUCGCUAUUA